Dermacentor andersoni is the source of this 728-nucleotide messenger RNA. RefSeq lists its product as uncharacterized. The record is from RefSeq and is a predicted model, not a curated record. NCBI's taxonomy places the organism in Eukaryota, Metazoa, Arthropoda, Arachnida, Ixodida, Ixodidae.
CCCACUUCCUCCAAGCAGUCGCGUCUUCCGUAUAAAAGGCAGUGAAUCCGGUCACAAGUCAGCACUGGUCUGCCUCUGAAGCCAUGCAAGCAUCGGUCCUCGUCCUCUUCGCCGUAGCAACCAUCGCCUCUGCAGGUGUUCUGCAUUACGGCGGCGAUGAUUAUGGCGGAGGUGGUGGCGGCGGUUACGGCGGCGGAGGCGGUUUCGGUGGUGGUGGUGGUGGUGGCGGCGGAGAUGACAUCGGCGUUGCAUCCGUCUCGUACGUCAAGGAGCCCGUUGUGAGCGUAAAGUACGUCGCCAAGCCUGUGGUCAGCUACGUGGCCAAGCCGGUAGCCACCGUGUCGCAUGCCCUGAAGCCCGUGGUGACGUACACGUCCAUCUCCAGCGGCGGCGGAGGGUAUGGAGGCGGCGGCGGAGGCGGAUACGGUGGAGGUGGCGGCGGAUACGGUGGAGGAGGUGGUGGCGGCCACGGUGGAGGAUGGCCCUGGUCGUAAGGGUGGUAUCCUUCAUGGUGGCUCCGGCAGCAGUGCAUUUCCAUCAUGUGAUCGCUUAAUAAUGAACUCAACAACAGCCUUCAAAAGCGACCACAUCAAGACAGUGACGGUGUCGAUUGGCGUCCUGUGCAUUAAGCCCCGAUCUAUACUAAGCGCAAAACAGGGCCGUAAGUCUGAUAAACAUAUGAAAAUGCCAAAGAACUUGGAAAUAAAUGACUGGCUGUUGGAUAAUUA